Molecule: messenger RNA, 4722 nt
Organism: Diceros bicornis minor
Lineage: Eukaryota; Metazoa; Chordata; Mammalia; Perissodactyla; Rhinocerotidae
Gene: PPP1R3B
Product: protein phosphatase 1 regulatory subunit 3B
Exons: 2
Coding region: 876-1733 (285 amino acids)
Biological process (GO): regulation of glycogen biosynthetic process; regulation of glycogen catabolic process
Cellular component (GO): protein phosphatase type 1 complex
Molecular function (GO): protein phosphatase 1 binding; protein phosphatase regulator activity; glycogen binding
Source: RefSeq, a predicted model, not a curated record
CCCUCUGCAAGCCCUGGAGUCCGCGUGCAGGGCCGGGAAACGGCGGCGAGGGGCGCGCAGUGGACACCCUCUUUGGUUAAUAUCACACUCUCACCGUGCAACUUGUAGUUACACUGUGGGGGUGGAACACUCGAGGCGGGCUCUAGUCAGCUGUUGCUUCCACGUGGAAAGGGCAAUUCAGGGACAAGAGGUGGGAUGAAACCUGGCCAGACCCACGUGUUCCACCGAGGUGCGGGUCCCGGCCGCGAGGGGUGGCCGGGGGACUGGGGCUCGGACUCCAGAGGCUCUUGCCGCCUAUUGUCCCGGGUUCGAACCUGACACAAGGCGUUUCCAGCUUGGGACCCGACACUUAUGGAGGGUGUGGGCGGAGUUGGGCGGUGGGGUCGGGAGCGCAAGGAAAAGUCGCUUCGUCCCCCUCCGGGCUCGGUUGCCCCGUAAAACGCAAGGAAACACACUUGCUAGUCUCUCCGGCCGCCAGGGGCGAUGAGACAUAGAGCGCUGCGGCGGCCGUGGCCUCCUGGAGCCGGGCCACCCCUGGCCCUGACCCCUAGUCCCCAGACUGGAGCUGUCCCGAGCCGGCGGGGGCGAGGCGGCCGCGCGGGGACGCUCGAGAGGCGCCGCCCCGGCCGGGGUUGCCCCGCGCCCCGCCCUGGUGUGAUAACUUGGGCUCCUCCUCCUCGUCGUCUUCCUCCCCCUGCCGGUCACAUCUCCGGGAACCGAGCCCUAGCCCUGCCUCCCGGACACAGCGACGCUCACGUAGUCUGGUGGUGGCGGCCUCCCCUGCCACCUCCCUCCGGACUCUCCGAUGCAGCGAGCGGGCUGGAGAGGGGGCCUCCCCGCGGCCCAAAAGGGUCCUAGCCUAUGCGUCUAACCCAAUGAUGGCCGUGGACAUCGAGUGCAGAUACAGCUGCAUGGCCCCUUCCUUGCGCAGAGAGAGGUGCACCUUCAAGAUCUCCCCGAAGCCCAGCAAGCCUCUAAGGCCUUGUAUUCAGUUAAGCAGCAAGAACGAAGCCAGUGGCAUGGUGGCCCCGACCGUCCAGGAGAAGAAGGUGAAGAAGCGAGUGUCCUUCGCAGACAAUCAGGGGCUGGCCCUGACAAUGGUCAAAGUGUUCUCGGAGUUCGAUGACCCGUUAGAUAUUCCGUUUAACAUCACCGAGCUCCUAGACAACAUUGUGAGUCUGACGACAGCAGAGAGCGAGAGCUUUGUUUUGGAUUUCUCACAGCCUUCAGCCGAUUACUUAGACUUUAGAAAUCGGCUUCAGACCGACCGCGUGUGCCUUGAAAACUGCGUCCUGAAGGACAAAGCAAUCUCGGGCACAGUGAAGGUGCAGAACCUCGCCUUUGAGAAGAUGGUGAAAAUCAGAAUGACAUUUGACACUUGGAAAAGCUUCACAGACUUUCCCUGUCAGUAUGUGAAGGACACUUACGCCGGUUCAGACAGGGACACGUUCUCCUUUGACAUUAGCUUACCCGAGAAAAUUCAGUCCUAUGAAAGAAUGGAGUUUGCUGUGUGCUAUGAGUGCAACGGACAGGCAUACUGGGACAGCAACAAAGGCAAAAACUAUAGGAUCAUCCGGGCUGAACUGAAAUCCGCUCAGGGGACAGCCGAGCAACAGAACGGACCAGAUUUCGGAAUAUCCUUUGACCAAUUCGGAAGCCCUCGGUGUUCCUAUGGUCUGUUCCCAGAGUGGCCUAGUUAUUUAGGAUACGAAAAGCUGGGGCCCUACUAUUAGUGACUGCACGUGACAGAGCCUGGCUGAGUGGGUGCAGACAAGCCUCAACGCAGUCACCGUGGGAUGGAGGUGGAAGCCAAGAGAAAAGUUGAACUGCCAUUAGGCACAGUUUUUGAAAAGAAAGGAUCCUGUUUACUUUUUUCGUAAACCAGCAAAACCAGCCAGGUUUAGAUCACAAAACCGGUUUCACACUCAGAGUGGAUGUGGUGUGCCAGCUGCUUGGUGCCCGUGGCAGCCACCAGGGGCAGAGCAGGAUGUGCGGGACAGGAUCUGGGCAGGAACCAGGCCUGCAGGCAGUGCUGGCGAGGCUGGAGGAUGGUGGCUUAACAGGGCAACCCAGAGUGUGCCAGGCUGCCCUGGGGAGCUGCUCCUCUCCCCUCGGAUGUGGCAAGUCAGUCGCCUCAUAGUCACUCCGUCCCCAGCCACCUCCCAUCGGAUCCGCACCGUUCGUCUUCGGGUGUUCUCCGCCCAGCCAGGCCCUUCCUGCCUGCUGCUGCCGUUCCGUGUCUACUUCACACUUUGUGCAUUUUUUUGCAUCUUAUUUUCUUCCACAGUUCAUCUGAUGUUCAGGAAAAGAUAAUAAAGGCAAAUCAGCCUGUGACUGAGACAGACAUUUCCUCUUUCUGACCCCACAUGUAUACUCCAGCAGGGAAUGGCACACCAGUUAUCGAACGUAACUGGCUCCUGUGCGGUGUUACAGAUGGCAGGGGUGUGACAAAGCGGGACAGUCAGGAGUAGGACGCUGUUAGCUUUUCCUCUUGGCUUUUGAGGGAGCUUUCUAAGUACUCACUCUUAGCCUGAGUCACCAGACGGCUCAAUUACAUGAUUUGUGUUAACUUGCUCAGCGGGUUUGCAGCAUCUUGUUCUUCACAAAAGGAUUUUAGAAUCGCCUUUCCUGGAGAAUCAUCUUUUAUGCUGUGUUCAGGACAUUUUGAUUUGCAGAUCCCAUAUAUCCUCAAAGCCUUCCGAAGAGGUUUGGUUUUACUUUGACUGUGAUUUACAAUAUCCAGGACAGUUUCCAAGCACCCUGGGACGUUGGUUUGGGUGUUCUUAUUUAUGGUGUGUAGGAUGUAAAGGGAGAGGGGAGAGAAACCUCAGCAAGUUCUCAUACUUUAUUUUCAGUGUUUGCCUACUCUGAAAUAAUCAGAGGUUAGUUGUUCUUAACCAUAUUGGACUAAAGAAUUAAGAGUCUGUUGGUUCGCACUGUGAUAAGACGACUCGGACUCAUUGUCAGAUGGAUCCUCAAAUCCUGUGAUUUUUCUGGGGCAAGAUUGUUUUGUACUUGGGGGUGUUUGAAAAACAUUUCUACAUGUGUAUUUGUAGAAGGUUGGGUUUUUUUCUGUUUUGUUUUUGUUUUUGGAGCUCAGUUAAAUGACUGUCUCAUUUUCCUUUUGCCUGAUCUUAGUAAAGCGAGGUUUUCCUAAGGGAGGCAGGAGGAGGAAUGCACAGCUGCCUGGAUUUGGGGCACAGCUGCUGGACUCUGCAAGCAUUUUCACUUGCAUUUUCCAGAUCAAUCAGAAUAUCAGUGUUGGGCAGGUAUGGAGUGUCUUGCCUCCUAGAGUUUUGUCGUUGGGUUUUUUUUUCCUCCUUUUUUGAACUUAAAAAUGUUUUGACUUUUUAAAUGCUAUUAAGUGGUAGUCAAUAGAAUUCUUGUUCCUAAAACUGGCUGUCACUCGUCUGCAAUCCAGUGCUUUAUUUUUUAUGCCUCUCCCAGGUGGGUGACACUCGGGGAUUACAUGAUAAUAUCAUUUAUGGGAAAAUCACAUUUUUAUCUUAUGCUGAAAUUGGGCAGAACUGUGUUUUAUCUAAGCAUAUCUUACCCAUCAAGAACACAGACAGUACUUUCAAUGUUACAGAUCUGUUGAUCGAAACUAUUAAGAGUGUAAAUCUAAGUGGAAUGGAAGCAAAACUGAUUUUAUAUAGGUCAUUAAUUUAUCUUGUUUUAAAAAGGCCCCUCCCUCCUCCUGCAAUUCAGGAAAGGUACAGGGUGCACUGUCAUUUACAUGUUGCCAGACUAAAGGUAAUGAGAUCAUUCUAUGUUCAUAAAAACAAAUGUCUCAAGUGACUCCUUGGUUUUCAGUAAUAACGAUCUUAAGACAUUCUGUGUCAAAAUUUGAUAUAUGGUAAUCCAGUGAUAAGUAUCUCUUUUAAAACACCAUAAAUCCUCCUCUCUACCCUUCUUUGCUCCCAGCUGACUGCAGCUUUUUUGCUGGGGGCACUGGUUGCAAGCCCCCCCGGCAGUGCACCUGGGAUGCUCGUCCCACCAGGCAAGUCCUCACCUGCUUGCAAAGACCCUUCAUGACUAAAGAAUCCAGUUGCCCGACUUCCCCAUCAGCAUCAUCAUUCAUUGAGGUGGCAGCGUCUGAAGAAGACUGUCUUCUCUGUACCAAUCAAUCUGUCUCCUUUUGGCCCAGUUCUGUCCCAGGAUGUGAACAGAUGGCCUCAGGAACUGCUUCGAUGGAAGCUCUCUUUAUUUUACAGCUCACCACACCUCAGAGAGAGACAGGUUUCUUAGUUGGAGACUUCACUGCAGCCUGACUUGUAGGUUGGACCCUCAGACAGCUCCUGGUUAUGAUGACAAAUGGCCCUCGGUCCCAGAAGGACCAGCCUCCUGCCCCUGGUGCAGUUGUCCAGAAAUGGGGAAGCAGCUCCAUUUUUGUUUCAUGUUUAUUCCCCCAAAUGCCCUGGGGGGCAUUUGCAAAUUAGGUGCAAUACAUAGGCUGGACUAUAUAAAGAUAAAUAAUAAAUAAGCUUUUAAUGUUUCUUGGAAGAUAUGAAACAUUUGAGUGGGGUUUUUUUUUUUUUUAGGUAUUCUUGUUGUAGGGGAGCUGGUGAGAAAUAAUGGAGUUGUGUAGUUCUCCAGAAAUUGAAACGAUGUUAGAGUCAAGGUAGAAUUUAUUUUAUCUCUAAGAUUUAAUUUUAACGGUGGCAAAACAUUACUCUUUCAGUAUGCUUUUUUAAAGAAGUAAAUUUCGAACUUCUAAAAGAA